Cetraspora pellucida is the source of this 181-nucleotide messenger RNA. NCBI's taxonomy places the organism in Eukaryota, Fungi, Glomeromycota, Glomeromycetes, Diversisporales, Gigasporaceae. The record is from the annotation of a GenBank genome assembly.
UCGUAUUAUAAAAAAGACAAAAAAUUGCAAAAUUGAAGAUACAAAGAAAGCUGAAUAUUUAUCAUCAACAGAUACUACAAAUCUUAUUCAAAAGGUCCAUGCUACUAUUUACCUUUUUUUAGAUGAAUUAUGGCAAAUACCAAAUGAAAUCUCUUUGGUAGCAACAAUAUUAGAUUUAUGA